Argentina anserina (silverweed cinquefoil) is the source of this 2721-nucleotide messenger RNA. RefSeq names its product COP1-interactive protein 1-like. Gene Ontology annotation, molecular function: actin binding. NCBI's taxonomy places the organism in Eukaryota, Viridiplantae, Streptophyta, Magnoliopsida, Rosales, Rosaceae. The transcript has a single exon. The record is from RefSeq and is a predicted model, not a curated record. Bases 1 to 2721 code for a protein of 906 amino acids.
AUGUUAUAUGCAGACAUUGAAAGUAAUGUGACAAGGAUCUUCAAGCUUAUAAAAAGUGAAGACCUCGAAAAGAAAGAUGGGGACCAAAAAUAUUCAAAAAAUGAUAUGGAACUUGUUGGACUCAUUGAGAAUUUCUACCACCAGUACCAGUCCCUCUAUGCCUUGUAUGAUCAUCUAAUUGGAGAGUCAGGAAAAAUAGUUCGGAGAAGAAAUGGAGCAACAUGCUCUUCUCCCUUGUCUCCUUCCAGCUCUAUCUCAGACUCUGAGUAUUUUUCCUCGGAUGAAACCGACAUUAAUCAUGUCAAGCCAGAAAAUCUCGGGCAUCAGAAGAUCGCAGACAGCAGUAAUCAUGAACUUAAAACCGAGAAUCUGGGUCUGAAGCUUAUUACAUUGUCCAGGAGUUCUAGUGAAGAAGUAAAAGAUGCAAUAAAUACAGAAUAUUUAGCUGCACUGAAAAAAGUACAUGCAGAUGCUACAAAGGAGGAUUUUAAGAAUGAAGUUGAUGAUAGUGUAAAGGAACUUUCAGCUCUUGUGGAGGCGCAUGAACAUCAAUCACCAGCUAGGGUGAAAGAGUUAGAGGGCCAGUUAGCUGGAUUCAAAACUUGUUUGGAGUCCUUGUGCUGCCAGAAAAGAGAUUUGGAAGGAUGGAAAGAAAGCAAACUUGCUGAGGCUAAACAGCUAGGAGAUAAAAACAUAGGUCUCCAUACCAGGAUUUUGGAGCUUGAGUUAGUUUUAAAAGAAAAAAAUGAUGAAAUAUCUGAUCUCCAGAAGAAACUUGAAAACGAGGAGAGUUCGGCAUCAAAAGUAGCACAUUUUAUGGCACAAACCAGCAAUCUGCAAUUGCAAGUUGAGUCAUUGCGUGCUCAAAAAGGGGAAAUAGAAGAAAGGAUGACUAACGUAAAAAAUGAAUCAUCUGCUCAAGUAAAGGAAUUCACAGAUAAGAUCAAUGAAAUGCAGCAAGAAUUAGAGAAUCUGCGGUGGCAGAGAGCCGAAACACAAAUACAAUUGGAUGGGAAGAACAAAGAGAUCUCACAAGAGCAGCACCAAAUAGAAAUUUUGAAGGAAGAACUAAAAAGAAAAGAUGUAGCUGAAAAACAAAUGUCAGAAGAAAGACAACGUUAUCUUAAACAGGUGAAGGAUAUGGAAUUGGAAGUGGACUCUCUACGCAGCCACAAAAAGAAUCUGGAAAAGCUGAAAAGGAGUAAAAUGCAUGAGGCAGAUAAGUUGAGAAGGGAAAUUGGGGUCCUGCGUGCUAAGGUAGUUGACUUGGAGAAAACUUUGUCUGAAAGAGCGGAGGAGGUUUCUUCCCUUCGUAAACAAUGUGAGGAUGGAAAGAAUGAAGCUUCUACUCAACUUAUGACUUUCACAACACAGGUAAGCGGUUUGAAACAGGAGCUGGAUUCUUUGAAGCGCCAGAAGAGCCAGCUAGAAUUGCAGUGUGAGAAAGAGAACAAAGAAUGGUUGAAAAGACUAACCACAACAGAAAAUGAAACUGAAAAAAAGAUGCUAGAAGAAAGACAUCAGUUUCGUGAUCAAGUGAAGGACAUGGAAAAGGAAGUGGAAUCUCUGUGCAGCCAAAAGACCAGUUUGGAAAACCAGAUAACGCUUAAAAUCCAUGAUACUAAUAUGUUGCAACGUGAAAAUGAGAGACUAAAUACAAGCAUUUUUGAGUUGGAGAAGACAUUGACCGAGAAAGGGGAUGAGGUUGAAGCUCUUCGUAGAGAAUGCGAGGAUGAACACAAUGAAGCUGUUGAAACUGCUUAUAAACUGAUGGACUUAACAACACAGGUAAGCGAUUUGGAACAAGAGAUGGAAACCUUGAAGACCAAGAAGAGCCAGUUGGAGUUGCAGAUUGAGACAUAUAACAAAGAGUAUAAAGAAAGACAUAUUGAGAUGGAAGGAAAGAUUGUGGAUCAGCAAAGAGUCAUUAAGGAAUAUGAAGAUAUUAUUAAGAAGAUCACUAAGGAAUCCAACAAUGCUAAAAUGUGGUUUCCUGAAUCCAAACUAAAUCUACAGCUUGCAGAAAGAAAGAUGGAAGAAUUGGUAAAAAAGCACCGUGUGCAUUUUGAAGACACUGUCCGGCUUUUAUAUCAGAGAAUCCGGGUAGCAGAACAUAUACAAAAUGAAACAAAAGAGAGCUACAGGAGGAUGAAAGAUGAUUAUGAGAAAGAAGCUAAGGAGAUCAAAGAAAAGCUUGCAUUUUAUGAGAAUCCACUCAAAAAGAUGAAGGGGAUGUCUGAAACAGCAAAGAGAACAUUGAACCGAUUGGAUAGGGUGGCAUGCACGUUUGAUAAGCACCACAACAACGUUUUGAACAACAUUUCCAGAAUGUCAGAUGAGGUUCAGCUUGCGAAAACUUGGGUCACUAUAGCAAUUAGCGAGAUCAAACGGCUGAAACAUGACUCAGAUUGCUUGGCUACGCAGCUUGGUGAAAAGGAAGAACAUGAGAAAUUGUUAAGGGAGAAAGUUUGGAAGUUAGAAGCAACUGCAAGCAAAGAAGCGGGCGAGAAGCUGAACUUAAUGAACAACUUUAGCCAACUCGAGAAGCAAGUAACGAAAAUGGAGAGGACGAUAAAGGAGAAGGAUGAAGACUUCUUGAGUCUUGGUGAGGAGAAGAGGGAGGCCAUAAGGCAGCUUUGUAUCUUGAUUGAUCAUCACCGGAUCCGCUAUGAUGAUCUUAAGCAAGUGAUAUCAAAGAAGUCUGGUAGACCAAUAUUGUAA